GGUUUCUAGUUUCUAGUUUAUUUCACUGUGCUACACACUUGCUAGUCUUUUCUGCGUGCGUGGCUUUGGGCCAAAAUAGAGGCUUAUUCAUAUUCAACGGAGACGAUACUGGGGUUCUCGAAGAAGUAAGGCGGAGAACAUGAAUCAAAGGGCAGGAGGAAGAGGGAGGCCGUCCGGAACCGAUGGCUCUGAUUUCUCCUACCGCAUGGUCGUCGAUUCCAGAUACACGAAAGUUGCAAAGGCAAAGUAUCGUCUUGCCAAAUUGAUCUUCGCUCAGGCAGUCACUCAAUUGAUGAUAGCAGCUAAUGUAUUUAUUUCAUUGUCAAAGAAGGAGUCUCGUGAUAGAGUUUCUAUUUUUUCCCUUGCAAUUGGCUUGGUGUCUAUUCUGGCAGGGGAACUAGGUCGAAAGAGAAGUAGAUCCAAUUUUUUGAAGUUUUAUGUCUUUGGGUCAUCCAUGGCGAUCCUGCUGUCAGUGGCAUAUCUUGCUAUGAGCAAUCUCUCAUUGGAGGCUUUUCAAAAUUUUACAAGUUUGGAGACUCUAAAGAUUGCAGCUGUCCUACUAGGAUUUGUGGUACAAUUUUUCGUUAUUGGUACAACCAUUUCUCUUAUUAAAAACAUGGCACCUCCUAAGAGGGCUUCUUGAUUAAUAGUGUAACUCUGGUGUUAUUUCAAAUGUCGUUGACUGUUUAAAGAGUGUUCUUAUACGCUUCUGAUUCAACGGAGAUGCUGCUGUAAGUUGCCUUUUUCAAUGCAAUUUUUGCAGGCUUUUCUGAUUUAACAUUAUCUCAUGAGCGUUUGACAUGUUCAACCUUAGCCUGUUAGUGUAUCAGCCUGGUUGUACCUAGGCUUUGUUUUUCUUUUCCUUCUCAGGGAAUCUUGGACCAUUUUUCCUUUUUUGACCAUUUGCUAAUCUAUGUUGCUAGUUACUUUUUUAGGCUAUCAUUUUUUUCUGAGUGUGAAUAUGCAAAGAGAUAUUACAAUAUGAUGGCUAAAUAGUUUAACCUUGUA
Molecule: messenger RNA, 1008 nt
Organism: Nicotiana tabacum (common tobacco)
Lineage: Eukaryota; Viridiplantae; Streptophyta; Magnoliopsida; Solanales; Solanaceae
Biological process (GO): endoplasmic reticulum organization; vesicle-mediated transport
Cellular component (GO): endoplasmic reticulum membrane
Source: RefSeq, a predicted model, not a curated record